UCGGCGUUAACCCCGGUUAUAUUCUCGGCAGUGUAAAUACAGAUUUAAAAAAAAGAAGAAGAAUAUCUUGUCUACCGUGUGAAGGUUGGUUUUAUUAAAAAAAAAUUAAAAUAAAAAAAAAAUGUCCACGGAGGAACUGUCGACCUCGGACAGCGAAGGUGUGUUGGCCGGGGCCGGGGAACGGUGGGCCCCCGUGGGCGCCGUGUCCAGUCCGGAGGACGAGACGGGGCGCCGGAACGCCGUUCAGCCGGGCCACAGAGGCUCGUCCGCGGCCACCGGGGGCGAGAUGGCUGCCAGGCUGAGGAAACUGGAGGAGGAGCAGGAGCUGCUCAACUCGUCCCUCCUGGCCCUCACCUCCCACUUCGCCCAGGUGCAGUUCCGGCUGAAGCAGAUCGUGCACGCGCAGAGCGAGGAGAAGGAGAGGAUGCUGGAGGAGCUGGAGGAGUUCGCCUUCAAGGGCUGCCCGCAUGUGGUGGGCUGCAGAGUCCAGGACGCCAAGCAGCUGGAAAACUCCGAGGACCUGAGCGAGCGGGAGAAGAGGGAGCGUCUGGAGGCGCAGAGGGAGAAACAGAAGGACCUUAUUUUUCAGCUGAAGACCCAGCUGGAUGACCUGGAGCGCUUUGCCUACCAGGAGGGCAGCUACGACUCCCUGCCCCAGUCUGUGGUGAUGGAGAGACAGAAGGUCAUCAUCGAUGAACUGAUUAAGAAGCUGGACGUGAACCUGAACGAGGACAUCGGGAACCUGACACCCGAGGAGCUGAGACAGAGAGUAGACGCGGCCAUCGCUCAGAUCGUCAACCCAGCCAGGGUGAAGGAGCAGCUUGUGGACCAGCUCAAAACCCAGAUUAGAGACCUGGAAAUGUUCAUCAACUUCAUCCAAGAUGAGGUGGGGAACCCUCUCCUGUCUGAUGGUGUUCACGACCAGCAACCAGGGGCAGCUGGGGCCAACACCAGAGGACCGGGAGCGAAGAAGAAAGUGGACCCAGAGCAGGCCCAGAAGAUACGAGAGACCGGCCUGCAGCUGAUCCAGAAGGCCCUGGCUGUGCUACAGAUCUUCGCCAUGAGCCAGUUUGGCUGCACAGUGGGCCAUGUUUCCCAGGGCUUGUGGUCUCAGGGCGUGGCAGGACAGGACUAUGGCCCCUUGCUGCAUCAUUUGGAGGCGGCAGUGGAGAAGGUGCGAGUGCAAGGCUCAUGCAGACAGCUCUCCGUAGAGCAUGUGGUCAGUUACACCAGCGAGUCGACUCUGGUGCCCCGAGAUGAAUUGACGGUAUCUGUCAGGAAGGAGCUGGCCAUGGCCCUCAGAGACUUGCUGGCCCACGGCCUCUACUCACCUUCUCAGGGCAUGAGCCUGGUGCUGGCACCCAUCUCUUGCCUGCUGCCCCACAGACCGGGCCCAAAGACCAUACACCCCUGGGAACUCUUUGUCAAGUACUACCACUCUAAAGACGGGAAGGCCUUUGUGGAGUCACCUGCCCGGCAGCUGUCACAGUCCUUCAGCCUGCCUGUAGCGGGCGGCUCGGUGACCAUUACUCCUAAACAGUCCCUGUUGUGGGCCAUUCACACGGUGCUGAAGGAGCACGGUCGCUACAAGCGAGGUGCGGACUCUGAGUUCAAGGCUCUGGUGUGUAUGGCGCUGAACGAGCAGCGGCUGGUGUCGUGGCUCAAUCUUCUGUGUAAGUCUGGCACCUUAAUACAUCCACACUACCAGCCCUGGAGCUACAUGGCCCAGACUGGCUUUGAAGGGGCCCUACGCAUCCUGGGCCGCAUCAGCCACCUCAAAUUCAACCUCCCGGUGGACCUGGCUGUUCGGCAACUGAAGAACAUUAAAGAUGCUUUCUGAGAGGAGACCAAAGAGGCAGCCAACGUUUUGUCCCGUUGAAAAGCCUGAGUAGGGAAAGACCAUUCUCAAAAUUGAAUUCAUUUGUAUAAAUCAAAUCAAUUAUUGGCUAGCCGAUACUCCACAUGGCGUACAGUCAGUAUUCCCGCAGUCAACAAAUUGUGUACAAUUGUAAAUUGUAAAGUCCAAUAGUCAUGACUUUGUUCCCCAGGUACUCCACCUCCUCCUAAAGAGGCCAUAUGUUGCAGCCAUCCAACUAAAACGUUGUACAAAUGUAAUGUCCUCAUGCAUGGGUGAUUGUUCUGGAUGUCAUGAAAGUCGGCAGUUCAUCUCAUGAGUCGUGGUCCACGUAGUCAUCAUAACCCAACCGUUUCAAGAUGAUAUGGAGUCUAGAUAACAAAGCCGCUUGUACUGUUACUUGCCUUAGGACGGGGACUGAGAUUACCUCGUCAUGAGUAAAGCCUUUUUGACCUUUGUGACCUCUGCUUAUUGCACCAUACCCCCAACAUGAUACCACCCCAACCUAUGCAACCAGCAAUGUGGGAGAGGGUUUUCGUUUUCUUCAGUUGAUACGGUAUUGGGAGACCGUAAUGAUUACUAACGGGCUAGGCGGUAUCUGCUGAGACAUUCCAUGUACUCUUCAGAAGGUAAACACCUAGUGCAGUAAUGAACAGAAUUAGUUUUCUGUUGGCUGGUAAAGAAGCACUUGUGUUUGUCCACUCUUGGCUGUAAAAGAUGUAGUGCAAAGGCUUUUGUUACAGAGGGAAUAGCUUCUUGUAAAAAGUCCGACUUUGCAUUUGCAGUGAAUCAUUCCGCUAAACGAUGCACUCAGGUCAAGUUGAGAUACAGACAUCUUACAGUUUUAACGGUUGCAAGUGAUGUUUCUCUUGAUUUUAAAUCUCCUAAAGAUGCUCUUGCACAUAUUGUGUCGAGGUUGUGUAUAACAUUUAGACCCUGUAUCAACUGCUGCUUGCGUCCUGUUCCAGAUGUUACAUUUGUGAUGUUAUUCUGUCUGACAUUAAUCUUUUCCGUAAUUCCAUCGCUGUGUAUGUAAGUGUAAUGACCGCAGAUGACUAGACUCGCUAGCCC
This is a messenger RNA of Lampris incognitus (smalleye Pacific opah), 2926 nucleotides long. It is a transcript of the gene rundc1, whose product is annotated as RUN domain containing 1. The transcript has 6 exons. NCBI's taxonomy places the organism in Eukaryota, Metazoa, Chordata, Actinopteri, Lampriformes, Lampridae. The record is from RefSeq and is a predicted model, not a curated record. The coding region runs from base 122 to 1840 and encodes 572 amino acids.